Messenger RNA from Mesitornis unicolor (brown roatelo), 201 nucleotides. Its product is annotated as ADP-ribosylation factor-like protein 5A. The record is from RefSeq and is a predicted model, not a curated record. The transcript is spliced from 2 exons. Gene Ontology annotation, biological process: vesicle-mediated transport; intracellular protein transport; protein localization to Golgi membrane. The annotation marks the transcript as partial. Gene Ontology annotation, molecular function: GTP binding; GTPase activity. NCBI's taxonomy places the organism in Eukaryota, Metazoa, Chordata, Aves, Mesitornithiformes, Mesitornithidae. Gene Ontology annotation, cellular component: trans-Golgi network; cytoplasm.
GACUUAAAAAAAGCAGGUUUGCUGAUCUUUGCUAACAAGCAGGAUGUGAAAGAGUGCAUGACGGUAGCUGAAAUAUCGCAGUUUCUGAAGCUGACUUCAAUUAAGGAUCACCAGUGGCACAUCCAGGCGUGCUGUGCUCUAACUGGAGAGGGACUGUGCCAAGGACUCGAAUGGAUGAUGUCAAGACUUAAGAUCAGAUGA